Molecule: messenger RNA, 2371 nt
Organism: Anolis sagrei ordinatus
Lineage: Eukaryota; Metazoa; Chordata; Lepidosauria; Squamata; Anolidae
Gene: LRRN4CL
Product: LRRN4 C-terminal like
Molecular function (GO): protein binding
Source: RefSeq, a predicted model, not a curated record
UCUGGGCAGGGUUUCUUCCCCGAAGCUAAUGGAGAGAGGAGGGGAAUGUGAGCAGUCUUCAAAACAGCUUUUUUGGGUAAAUACUUGAAAAGGGAGGGUCUGUCCCAAAUAGUUUCCACUUCCUUGGCUUUGCUGGGUUGAAUUGUGAAUGGAACUGGGGGGAGGCAGUUUGUAAAGGGGGAGGAUGAGGUCAUGCUUUGAGUAGGAAAAGACUAUAAAAGUUCCUUCCGCAGCAACAGAAGAGCUCACAGUUCCCAGACAGACAAGUGGGAGAAGGACCUGCUUCAACCUUUCCAUGGAUUAUGUUGACCACCUCCCUUGGAAAAGCAAAUAGACUCCCAGCUUAGAAACCAAAACAACCAGGUAGCCACUAGAUGCCCAAGCAGUUGAAGGCAUCUCCUGUUGCGCCACUAGAUCUCACUAGCUUUUGGUGAGUCUGGACCCAGAAGACGAAAUUGUUUCUCAAAACGCAACACUUCUGCGGCCUUAUUGCCUAUUGAUUCUGGAGAUUCUCCUCUGGUACAUCUAGUGCUGACGUCUCCAGCUAUCCAUCAGGAGCCAUGUCCAUCCCAGCGAUGUUCCUGGUUGUGGCUUGGACCUUCUGCCCUCGGGGGUCAUCACCCACCAGCAUUGGACACCCUUUGCCCACUCCCCUCAAAGAAAACCACAUCUUCCCUUCUGCCCCAAGGAGCAACAUCUCAGCAUUGAAUGAAGAGGCGUCUCCGCCUACGCAUCUCGAGAUGCCUCAGGUGUAUCCAGACGAUGACUAUUAUUAUGAUGACAAUCUUCAGACCCAACCUGUACCCAGCAUUCCAUAUGUGCUGCCUCCCCGCUGCAACUACAGCCACUGCCAUCACCUUCAAGUCCCUUGUGCGGAGUUGAGUAAGGCCAGCAGAUGCUUGUGCCCUGGAAUCACAGGGCCGUUAGUGGCCCCGGAGGCCCCCCGCUUGCAAACUAUUCAUGUGAGUGAAGCUGGGGCCAGUUUGCAUUGGUGUGCCCCCUCUUCCACAGUGGAAGCGUAUCAGUUGCAGUACCAACCGGUCGGCGGGGACAUGCACUUUGGGCCUCCCCUCAACAGCACUUUCCGCAUGACGGUUGUUUCGGAUUUGUUGCCAAGUCAGGAAUAUCUAUUCUGCGUUGUGGCUUACAACCUGGUUGGCUCCAGCCCUACAGAUGAUGGUUUCCAGGAGCGUGGACCAUGUCGUCUUGUCUGGACCCCUUCCCGCCAGACAUCAUACACCUACGUAGCUGUCGGUUUGGCUUGCACCCUCAUUGUUGCCGUCAUCUCCGUCUUGGCUUGGUACUUUUGCCACCGCAGGAGGAAAUACUUUCACCACGGAUCAUUGCAUAACAUCCUGGAUGGUGGAGCAGGCAUCACCGGGGCCGCCAACAGCUCUUUCCAAAGCGAGGAGCAGCUAUGAAAGACCACUCAACGACAGUCCUUUUGAUGUUUUCUCGGUCUUGAAACUCAUAAAAAUACCCUAUUCUCAAGGCUGAAUGGUAAAUAUGGCUACUGAAAUCUGCCAUUGAGAUGGUACCUAUUUUGCCUAAGGCAUUUGAUAUUUAUGAUUCCUGUUGUAUACAUGCAGCUGGAACAGGAAAUCUAACAAAGCAGAUAUUUGAUCUGACUCUGAUGCAGCGACUUGUGUUAUUAGAGCCAGAGCAUGAGUGUAUAUCCAGCCUAUGGUCUACUAUAGUAUUAAUAGGGAGCACAUAGAACUCGUAUGACUGUAUGAUUACAUAGUCAUGCAGCCUGUUGUCUGCCUCAGGCUGUACAACACUAUGGAUCACCAACUGAAAUCCCCAUUCCUGCUGACUUUCCCAUCUUGUUCAUCAUCAUAUACUAAAGUAAUCUCCCUUCGCAGCCCUUUCCUGCUCCUAGGACAAGGGUCCUCAAACUAAGGCCUGAGGGCCAGAUACAGACCUCCAAGGUCAUUUACCCGGCCCUCGCUCAGGGUCAACCUAAGUCUGAAACUACUUGAAAGCACACAACAACAACAUCAAUCCUAUCUCUUCAGCCAAAAGCAGGCUCACGCUUCCCAUUGAAAUCUUAAUAUAUAAAAAGCUUCUGGUCGUCAUUAGUAGCCUAAAAACAAACAAACUAUGGGGCCAACUGACAUCAAAUUUGGCCUCCAAACUUCUCAUACGGCAAGGUAUGACCAACAAUUUUAAAAACCCCAAAACCGUGAAAAUAGGUUCAAAUACCUUACCACGCAUGUGCAAAACCUAGUCCCGCACCCUCUUGUGCAAGAGAGGGAAACAGAUAGCCAUCCGUAGCAAAGCAGCUGCCUGUCCCUGCUUCGGGAGCCAAGCUGAGAAGCCAGAACAGCCCAGCAAAGCUGUUCUGAAAAGCAGCCUUAGAGCCUUCUCA